AUGUCAGCUUCCAAUAUGAACCCGCCCGUGGGUGAGAGCUUUCCUGACUCGCACUCAGUAUCUGAUUCAUCCGAUACUAGCAAUGAGGAGGGAUGGGAAGAUGUUGAACCCGAUGAGGAGUCGCAGCCUGUGGUUGGAUUGUUCACUGACGAGGUCUUCCCUGAUGCACGCUCAAUGCUGAAGGAGUGCAAGGAAAAGUACAAUUUCGACUUCCUAAAGAUCCAGAAGGACCUUGAUCUGGAUUUCCUUGACAACAUCAAGUUGGUCAACUACGUCCGUACCGAAGUUAAAAAUGGCAACAACAACCCCGAUGUUUCGUCGAAGUCAAAGUUCGAGGACGAUGUCUACCUCAAGCCCGUUUUGGAGGACGAUGCUCUUCUGUAUAGCUUGGAUGACCUUGCCGAAGAAACAGGCGAGGACGCUGCUCCCGGCACAGAGACCAACCGACAGGUUCUCGAACUUCAGGAACAGUUGGAGCAGUUACAGACGCAAUUUUCUGAAUACCGCCAUGCCGUGCAAAAGUCAAUGGAUGAUCAAUUGUCGAAGGAGGAUGAGAAGCUCGCUGAAACCACCCCCCAGCCCUCAACCAAGGCCAUCGACAGACACCAAGAUGCCGAGGAUGGGUAUUUUGUCUCCUACGCUUACAACGGUAUUCACGAGUCUAUGCUGAAGGAUGCCGUCCGUACCGAUUCUUACCGUGAUUUCGUCUACGAGAACAAGCAUGUGUUCAAGGACAAGGUGGUUCUUGAUGUCGGCUGUGGCACUGGUAUCUUGUCCAUGUUCUGUGCCAAGGCUGGCGCAAAGAAGGUUAUUGCUGUGGACAACUCGAACAUUAUCGACCGAGCCAAGGAAAUUGUCCAUGACAAUGGCCUUGGAGAUGUGAUCACGUGCAUCCGUGGCAAGAUUGAGGAGGUCACCCUUCCUGUUGAGAAAGUUGACAUCAUUAUCUCCGAAUGGAUGGGUUACGGCCUCCUGUUCGAGGCCAUGUUUGAUUCCGUCAUCUAUGCCAGAGAUCGUUACCUCGCACCUGGUGGUCUUAUGGCUCCUUCGCACGCUACACUGCGCCUUGCUCCUUAUGCCGAUCCUGAUUUCAUCGCCUCGCACAUCUCAUUCUGGCACAAUGUCUACGGCUUCAAGAUGGACAGCAUGCUUCACAAGAUUUAUGAUGAAGCUGUGGUCCGCGGUACCCAGUCCUCGGCUAUUGUCGGAGAGUCCCAGAUCUUCUUGACACUUCCUCUGCACACCAUCACUGUGGAAGAGCUAUCGUUCUUGAAGGAAUUCCAGGUCACGUUGAACCAAGAUAUCGAUGCAUUGGAUGGAUGGGCUAUCUGGUUUGACAUCUUCUUCAUGCCCUCUCGGGAUUCUGUUCUCCCCGAGAACGCCAUUCCCUCGGAGAUGCAGAAGAAGGGAAUCGUCUCAUUCACCACCGGGCCUGAUGGAACUGAGACCCAUUGGCAGCAGACCAUCCUUCUCAUUGACCAUGCCAAGGACCAGGCUAAGGGAGGUUCCCAGGCACUGAAGAAGGGCCAGGUCCUUACUGGCAAAGUUGGUUACGAGAAGACUGAGAAGGGCUCUCGAGGAAUUGAUAUCAGCGUCGAGUGGACGUCCGAUGCGAGCGAAAAGGGUGUCCAACUUUGGAGCCUUCAAUAG
This is a messenger RNA of Penicillium bovifimosum, 1650 nucleotides long. Its product is annotated as protein arginine methyltransferase RmtB. Gene Ontology annotation, molecular function: protein-arginine N-methyltransferase activity. The transcript is spliced from 4 exons. Lineage: Eukaryota; Fungi; Ascomycota; Eurotiomycetes; Eurotiales; Aspergillaceae. Gene Ontology annotation, cellular component: nucleus. The record is from RefSeq and is a predicted model, not a curated record. Bases 1 to 1650 code for a protein of 549 amino acids. Gene Ontology annotation, biological process: peptidyl-arginine methylation.